UGAAAGGUACAAAGGCAGUCAACCAAGUCAUCAAGUCAAGGAUAGGCAGUUCUGUGAGAACAGCUUGUUGUUGUGUUGCUGCAAUGAGUUUAAACGGGCUUUUUCGGGUUUCUAGAGCAGUGAAAUCGGGAGGGAAGUUACUGAAUAAAACCUGCGGAGUGUGUAGAACAGAUUCUCAGAGCCCCCGGUUUUUCACAACACAUCCCAGGAGCUUGGCUUAUGCGAAAGACUUGUUCCUAGGCAGUAUUGCCAAGAAAGAAGUAUUUCCGUAUCCAGAAAUCAGCAACGAAGAGCUAGAUGAACUCAAUCAACUUGUUGCACCAGUGGAAAAGUUUUUCAGUGAAGAUGUGGACUCCAAGAAAAUUGAUGAAGAGGCAAAAAUCCCGCCUGAAACCAUGACUGGAUUAAAGGAGCUAGGGCUGUUUGGAAUGCAGGUUCCUGAGGAAUAUGGGGGACUGGGGCUCUCCAACACAAUGUAUGCGCGCCUGGGAGAGAUCAUAUCAUUGGAUGGUGCGAUCGCCGUCACUUUAGCUGCUCAUCAAGCCAUUGGAUUGAAGGGAAUCCUGAUUGCAGGUAAAGAAGAGCAGAAAGCCAAGUACCUGCCCAAGCUCUCCUCUGGGGAGCAUGUUGCUGCCUUCUGUCUCACUGAGCCUGCAAGUGGCAGCGACGCUGCGUCCAUCCAGACCAGAGCAACUCCAAGCAAAGAUGGGAAGCACUUUUUACUCAACGGCUCAAAGAUUUGGAUAUCCAAUGGUGGCAUUGCAGAUAUAUUUACGGUAUUUGCACGAACUGAAGUUGUUGACAAAGACGGUAACACGAAAGACAAAAUUUCAGCAUUUAUAGUGGAAAGAGCAUUUGGUGGAAUAACCAGUGGGAAACCUGAGGACAAGAUGGGGAUUCGAGGAUCUAACACCUGUGAAAUUCAUUUUGAAAAUACUCCCGUGCCGAUAGAAAACGUAAUUGGAGAAGUAGGAGGUGGAUUUAAGGUUGCAAUGAAUAUCCUCAACAGUGGCAGGUUUAGUAUGGGCAGUGCGUCAGCAGGAAUGAUUAAGAAGCUCAUAGCGCUUACGGCAGAGUACGCUGGGACACGAAAGCAAUUCAACAAGAACCUUGCCGAGUUCGGAAUGAUUCAGGAAAAGUUUGCACUGAUGGCAAAGAAAGCAUAUGUAAUGGAGAGUAUGGCAUACCUGACUUCUGGAAUGAUGGACCGCCCAGGAGUGCCUGAUUGUUCUUUAGAAGCUGCCAUGGUGAAGAUUUUCAGCUCUGAGGGUGCCUGGGUUUGUGUCAGUGAGGCCCUGCAAAUUCUUGGAGGAUUGGGGUACAUAAAAGAUUACCCCUAUGAGCGUUAUCUUAGGGACUGUAGAAUUCUGCCCAUUUUUGAGGGAACCAAUGAAAUUCUGAGAGUGUACGUUGCACUGACUGGAAUGCAGUACGCAGGCAAAAUCCUGACAGGAAAAAUAAAAGACAUGAAGAAGGGUAAUUUGGGAGUAGUGUUGGAGAUGUUGGGAAAGAAGCUGCGUGACUCUGUAAACAAGACAGUUGAUUUUGGGCUGACAGGCAAAGAUGGUGUAGUGCACCCCAGCUUGAUGGAGAAUAGCAAGAAACUUGAAGAGAAUGUUUAUUCUUUUGGAACAACAGUGGAAAGCUUACUUUACAGAUUUGGCAAGACUAUUGUUGAUGAACAGCUGGUUCUAAAAAGAGUGGCAGAUAUUGUUAUUAACCUGUACGCCAUGACUGCUGUUCUCUCCAGAGCAAGCCGCUCCAUUAGCAUUGGCUUACGCAAUCAUGAUCAUGAGGUCCUGAUUGCAAAUACUUUCUGUGCUGAAGCCUAUUUCCAGAACAACUACCUCAUGGCUCAACUGGAAAAGAAUUCCCCUGAAAACAAUGAUGAUAGCAUAAAGAAGAUUGCCAUGCAGGUGCUGGAAAAGCGAGCUUAUGUGUGUUCUCAUCCACUUGACAGAACUUUCUGAAGAUCCUGUUAAUAGGAUGAAGAAGAAAAAUCUGCAUGGGUAAAAACAAGUUACCACCCAGAACUCACAGGAGUGCACCCUGUGGCUCCCAACUGAGAUCAGAAACACAGCAAAUUAAACAAUUUAGAGCUAUCAUUAUUGUACUGUAUCUCAGUUACUACAGUGAUUUUGAUUUGGUUAAUUUAUAAUGCCAUUGCUGUUUUAUUAAUAUUCUGAUACUACUUCCGUGUAACCCUCAAUCAGAGAAGACAUGCCUAUUUUAUGGGUAAAUACAGUGUUUUCAUUGUAAGGUUUAAUUAAUCGUUAGAAUACAGCUUUUAUUUAUAUAUAUCACACACACACUAAUCUGUUUGAAGUAUUUGGUUAUUUGACAUUGCAGAACAAACAGCUGUGUUUGCAAGAAAUGCAUCUUUAACACUUUUUGAAAUGUAUAAAUACAAAAGCAAAUUUCUUUGUGCAAAAUAGCAUGUGUAUUUGUACCCUUGAAUAAAACUCUGAUUAACCUA
This is a messenger RNA of Polyodon spathula (Mississippi paddlefish), 2476 nucleotides long. It is a transcript of the gene acad9, whose product is annotated as acyl-CoA dehydrogenase family, member 9. The transcript has 18 exons. Gene Ontology annotation, molecular function: flavin adenine dinucleotide binding; nucleic acid binding; acyl-CoA dehydrogenase activity. Lineage: Eukaryota; Metazoa; Chordata; Actinopteri; Acipenseriformes; Polyodontidae. The record is from RefSeq and is a predicted model, not a curated record. The coding region runs from base 84 to 1970 and encodes 628 amino acids.